AUGAUGUAUUAUUACUACUUCAUUCUAGCUUUCAUCUCUAGUCAUUUCAUCUCUGGUGCCUUUGGUACUGCUCCAAACUGUGAGUAUAAUGGUACCAAUUACAUAUGGUCAGUUUGUCAACCAAAUUUGCAAUGCAACUCACUUCUUGGAGCCACGAAUAUUGUUUCAUGUCAAAAGCCAACAACAGGAACACCACAAAACACUGGUUUGCUAAGCAGUGGAGUAUGGGCAGACUCUCCUGGUGGUGGAGGAGCUGUCGUCAACUACAAGUCAGGCACAGCUCCAUGCAAAUCUUCUGGUAAAGUUAGACAAACCAAUGUCUUUUUUACUUGUGCUCCUGGCCAACUUGAUAAGGUUGUGGCAGCUGACGAAUCGGCCACAAAAUGUGUUUAUGAAGUAUUUAUGUCUGGAAAAUCUGCAUGUGCCUCAUCAUCUUCGUCAUCAUCGUCAGGGUCAGAUGUCACAUGUACAUUGAGUCGUUCAGGUAAACUCAAGGUCCAGUAUCCAGGUGACACUCCAAUCAAUUGUACCUCUCAAGGUGUCAGUGAGUGUAAUGCACCAGGCGGAUUCCAAUGUCUAGGUCUCUUGAGCUCCUCAUCUACCAGAUGUUCAGCUCCAAACGAAAUUGUUUGUCAAGCUUCAUCUAUUGUCUGUCGUGCUGGUGGAAUGUCCUGCUCCAUUGAGGGUGGUCAAUUGAGUAUCAGACCCGAUACAGUAGUAGUUCCAGGUGGUGACAAUUCACAAUCUGAUUCCAAAACUAGUAAUUCUUCCUCUACCUCGACAUCAUUCUCUCUUUUCACCAUCCUCCUCUCAUUAUCCAUUAUUGCCAUUUUAAUUUAG
This is a messenger RNA of Cavenderia fasciculata, 840 nucleotides long. RefSeq lists its product as uncharacterized. The record is from RefSeq and is a predicted model, not a curated record. Lineage: Eukaryota; Evosea; Eumycetozoa; Acytosteliales; Cavenderiaceae. The transcript has 2 exons. The coding region runs from base 1 to 840 and encodes 279 amino acids.